AUGGAAGAUAUUACAACCUUUCCUUAUGAUUCUUUAUAUAACGAUAAUUCUGACUUGUUAUUCAACGCUUAUUAUAAUUUUUCAUAUAAUGAUUCUGACCAAUCAUUCAACUCUUAUCAUAACUCUUUAUACGAUUCUUUUAAUCUGAUGCUUAAUUUUUCAUAUGAUUUUUCAGACCUAUUCCUUGAAAAUAAUGAAAAAGAUAAUAGAAUCCAAAUAGAAAAAGAAUGUAUGGUGAAAAAUCAUCAGAAAGAAAAUAAUAGCAACAUUCAAAUAGUAAAUAAAAGUAUGAUAGAUAUUAUAGAUUAUCAAAGCGAUCAUCAGGAAGAAAAUAAUAAUGAAAUUCAAAUGGAAGUGGAAGAUGAUUCAGAAGAUUAUUGCAGCAAAGAAUAUGAUGAUGAUAGCGAAUAUGAAGAAGAAGAAGAUGGAUUAUUAAAGUUAAAUAAAGGAAUGAAAUUUGAAACAUGGGAACUUGCCAAAUCAUACCUUGAUGAAUAUGCGAAGCAAAAUGGAUUUUGCUUUCAUAAAAUAAGACGUGUAUUAGAUCCAAAUGAUAAUACAAUUGUUAGACGCUGA
Rhizophagus irregularis DAOM 181602=DAOM 197198 is the source of this 576-nucleotide messenger RNA. RefSeq lists its product as uncharacterized. The record is from RefSeq and is a predicted model, not a curated record. NCBI's taxonomy places the organism in Eukaryota, Fungi, Glomeromycota, Glomeromycetes, Glomerales, Glomeraceae.